Belonocnema kinseyi is the source of this 5008-nucleotide messenger RNA. It is a transcript of the gene Skeletor, whose product is annotated as protein Skeletor, isoforms B/C. Lineage: Eukaryota; Metazoa; Arthropoda; Insecta; Hymenoptera; Cynipidae. Bases 59 to 4123 code for a protein of 1354 amino acids. The transcript has 13 exons. The record is from RefSeq and is a predicted model, not a curated record.
GGUAAAGCUACCUGGAGACCAGGUAACAACUUUCAGUGACAGUAACCACGAAGACACCAUGACGCGACCAUCUCCACCUUUUCGGUGCUACUCUCUUGGUCUAAUAUCUACACUCUUCCUCGUCUUCGCAGCACAGCUUUGCAAUGCCGCCUACUAUGGAAAGUUGUUAGGUAAAUUAUCUGAACUCAAUCAUGGUGUCAGUGGUGAAGUCUAUGCAGUUGAUGGAAGGACCCUCUUAAUCAAAGACUUCACAUACGAUGGAGAAGGCCCAGCCGCCUUUUUCUAUGCUGGAAACUCAAAAACUCCGGGUAAUAAUGGAUUCAGAGUUCGGGACGAGCGAGGAACGCCUAACGUUCUAAAACGAUACCGGAAGAAAGACAUCACUUUAACACUUCCGGAAGGAAAGACCUUGAACAACAUCAAGUGGUUUGCCGUAUGGUGCGACGAAUUCUCUGUGAAUUUCGGUGAUGUCAAAAUACCACGCGGAUUUGACUACCCAAAGCCCCAAAAACUGGCAAGUUUGAGUGGAAUCCACGGGGUUGGCUCAGAACCAGUAGUCAUCGUUGAUGCACAGACGCUCUUGGUUCCCAGUUUCAGCUACGAUGGUGAAGCUCCAGAUGCGAAAUUCUGGGUUGGUGCCGGACCAAAUCCCUCGCCCCAGGGUAUUCGAAUUCCUGAUGAAAAUGGAAAAGAGCAGCCUCUUCGUCGAUAUGAUCAUAAAACGAUCGUGCUGACCUUACCCGGAGAUUUGACCGUUCACCAACUCGGCCAUUUUGGAGUUUGGUGUGAGGCUUUUGCUGUUGACUUUGGCCAUGUGCAAAUUCCGCAGAGUCUCAACGUGCCACCUUCUCUUAAGAUGCUCGGAGUUUCUCCUCAGUCGAAACUCAACUGCGAAGUUCUGGAGGACAGUCUGGCUUUUGAAGUUCGAUGGGCCGUUGCCGGGGACAGCAUAGUCAUUCAACUUGUCGGAAAGCUGGAUGAUGGACAAUAUAUGUCUUUUGGUGUGUCUCCAAAUCCUGAAAGGAGUGUCAUGGUUGGUGCAGAUGUUGUAGUUGCUUGGGUGGAUAAACAAACUCUUCAAGGAUAUGCCGUCGAUUACAUUCUGGAUUCCAAAUCGCAAUGCUCUGGGGGACGUGGAAGCUGUCCAGAUACACGAAUUGAAGAUAACACGAACUCUGUAAGGCUCCUGAACGCAGCGAUGGUGAAUGGAUACAGUAUCGUGACGUAUCAGAGACCCUUGAAGGCCAUCGAUGAAUUGGAUCGGCAGAUUAAAACUAAUGGAUCUCAAGCGAUCGUCUGGGCAAUCGGCCCUCUCAAUGAGAGAAACGAGGUCAGCUUUCACAGCGAUUACUUAAAAACUGAUCGCUUCAUCGAGUUCGGCAGACCACCUGCUUGGAAUUGUCCCAUGCCAGAUCAGGAACAGGCUCGACCAUUUGGUGACAAUUCUGAUAAGGGUAGUUCCAAUAAGGAACUUGUAGCGACUACUAGACGACCACAGCGACCACCUGCAACACCUGCACCAGCCCCUAAAAAUGACGCUUGGAUUAUUCCAGAUAUUCAGUGCUAUGAACCGGAAGAUGGUGUCUUUUUUGCCCAAAUGGGACCCACUGGUGGAAGUCAUGGAUAUCCAGCAAUCACUGGACACGUUGGCUGGGGAAUAUCAUGGUACAUAAAUGGACUUCUGAUUCCCGAAAUCCACGUUGUAAGAGGCAAGAAGUAUAAUUUCGUAGUAGAGGGUGGUCAAAAUCCAGAAACACCUGCUCGUUAUCAUCCUUUCUACAUCACUGAUGACCCAGUCGGUGGAUAUCAGCACAAAACUCCCGAAGAACGAUCGAAAGUGAAAAUCUUUGCCGGAGUUCGCCGUCAAAGAGGUACCGUCAGGCCAACUGGAAUUGGUCGACUUUGCAACUGGGUGCCAGACCAGAAUCAACCACCGGCUGAUGAGUUUGCUUCCUUUGGAGCUUAUCAAAGAACUUUGACACUCGAAUGCGAUGUUGGGGAACCUGGAAUCGUAGAGUGGACGCCUGAUGAAAACACACCAGACACUGUUUACUACCAGUGCUUCACUCAUCGCUAUCUGGGAUGGAAGAUCCACGUCCACGACAGCUGUGACUCCAACGCAUCAGCAGCCAGUGAAGUCCGAGAGUCCUACGCCGACUUGGAAGCCGAGCCAGAAGAAGUAUCCGACCUCAAGGGUGGCGCUAGUAUUCGAGUUUCGAGCAAGGUAACCCCCGCGCCAGAGUUCUUCCAAGAGCAUCAAGAAUACGCUCAAAAUUAUGGUCAUCGUCAUCAUUCUCAUCAUUCAGCGACUAACCCGAACAACCUAGGUUCACAUCCAAUGCAACUAACACGCACGCAUGUGCCCUAUGAUCAUCGUGAUACUUACGAGCGCUUGCAGUUACCAUCAUACGGGAAUCAUGGCCAUAAACCAACGUAUAACCCUUCCGCCACCGUGAAUUAUCAUCAUGUUAAGGAUAUGCGUAACUCGCUUCCUUAUCCGCGUUUGAACGAGGAACCCUACCCUUCCUCUCAUUACGGUGAUAAUCAAAGUCCAGCCGAACCAGGACCUCCUCCCGUCGCGUACGCGCAUCCUGGUCAUUCGGUCAUGGAACCGGAACAGGAGACCCAUUCCUCUAACCAACAAUCUAAACUCAUUCCAGAUUCACGACCCGGCGCGUACAUGAGCUACGGGACUAUCAAAUACCCCUAUCCCCUUCAGGAACAACCGCAGCAGACGAUCGUUUAUUCCAGACCACAACAACACGCGAUCUACCAUCAGCCACAGAGAACGCAAAUGAUGAUCAUCAGAAGACCUACACAAGUUCGUCGUCCUGUGCCAGCUUCCAUGAUUGCAAUGAACGCCCCUACUAUGACCGUACAUUCCAGAGCACCGAUGUUCAUCGAAAGGAAAAAAUCCGUCUACAGAAACCCCAACAUCAGGAUGACACCAGGCAAACACAUCCAAGUCACUAAACUGAUGAAGAUCGACCUUAAGCGAGCUAAAAUCGAAGCCAAGGUUUCAGAAGCAGACCCAUCCGCUAGCAUCUCCUCUACUCUUCUUGGACCCAUGAAACCAGCCAGGAACACAGGUUUCAACCCAGACUCUAUUGUCAUCGAAGGAGGCUUCAAACCGAUUUUGAAGAGCAUUGAACAGCCAGAAGCUCAAGAACGGAAUUCUGAAAUCCAACAAGAUGAACCCCCCAGAGAAACCCCCGAGUACAGAUCUAUCGACAAUUUCGAACCCAUGUUCAUUCCUUCUCCUCCUGAUCGCAACAGCAGCAAGAAGACCAAGAAGCAGAAAAAUCGCUCCAAAGUUCGAUUGGAUGACUUAGAUGACAUGGAGAUGGCUGCUGAUAGACUAGAUUCAUACUACUUACCACCAAACGCUGCUACAAAGAUUGACGACCUAACUGAUGCUCUCGUUGCUUACGAUGGAAAACGAAUCAAAGACUCGAAUCUUGCACGAUCUGUGCCCAAAAAUUCAGAACGACCCAGAAAAAAAUUGACUUCAGAUCUACUUAGCAGAACUCCACAGUUUGGAAGAUUUAGGGGAGAUCUACCACCAGUAAUUCCUGGAGAAGUUAGAACCGAGGACCUUGCUCAGCUGGAAAAAAGGAGAGUUUCUUCGAAAGAAAUUUCGGUUCCAGAGCUUACUUCAAUCACUCAUAAUCACCGACCAGGGAAUACAAAGUUGACGUUGGUAGAAAGGACGAAGAGGUCAGCUCAAGAUGAGAAACAUAGUUCGAGCCCUGUGCAAAAUUAUGAUCGCAAUGGGCACACGUAUGAUCAUACUGGUUAUGUGCAAGAUCAUGAGGAUUUUAUGCAUGAACAUAUUGCACAAGAUAACAAUAACCAUGAUCAUAUAAAUCAGGAGCAUAGCAGUCAUGACCAUAGUAAUCAUGAUCAUAACAAUCAUGAUCAUAACAGUCAUGAUUACAACAAUCAUGAUCACAGCACUCAUGAUCAUAGUAAUCAUACAAAUCAUACUGGUCAUUAUCAUAAUCACGAUCAUAGUGGGCACAAUCACGAUGACGAAAGUUCUGCUUUAGCCAGUGCUGGUCAAAUGAUUAUCACUAAUAUUGAAUAUAUCGUUCUAACAGCCAUUUUGUACUAUGUAAUUUGAUUUCAUUAGAUUUAUUCUACUAUGAAGUGAAAAUUGUGUAUUUCAGUAGAAAGACUCUUAAAUGACUGUCUUCCAAUAAUCAAACGUCUAAAGAUUUUGUAGAUACUAAACGUUAGGAUCCUCAUCAAAAAUGAUUUUCCUGCUUCUUCUAAAAUUACUUUUGAAAAUAUUUUGUAACUCUUUCCAGAUUAUUUUCAUUCCAGAUAUAUUUAAUCAUUAAGAUUUUUGUCGAGCAUCUUGCUCAAACUAUAACUUUCGGUAUAAGUAAUAUGUAUAAUUAGUUCCUGUUUUCAUUUUAUUCAAAAGAAGAUACCAAUAGCUGGAAUUUUUACCCGAAGUAAGAAUCAAUCGAUCGAAUAGUCUCCAUUUUCCAUGAAGCCUCUCUCCCCACACUCAACUCACUCCUCUCUUAAGAUAUUUACAAUAGACUUGAAAAAUAUUUUGAACGAUGCGCUACAUUCUAGCCUGCUGAAGUUUCUAUAAAGCAUUUUUCUCGAACGGAAAAAAAUACUCCUAUAAAUCCUCGACAGAUUUAAGAACUGCCUUAUUUAUCAACCAUAGAAUGUAAGUAUAGAUGUAGCUCUUAGGAAAUAAAAAAGGCAACCUAUCAGAUGGUGCCACUGCGUAUUCUCCAUGACUCAGACGAGUUUCGCUUAACAUAUACCUGCAGAGGCAACAAUUGCUCAUUAAAAGAAAAAGAAAGUUGCUCCCCUUAACUGUGAAAAAAGGUAUAUACAGCAGUGAAAUAAUAACGAACCACGUACAAAUUAGGCGAAGUAAACCUAUACUUUUAAGACGUAGUUCUGUAACAGGAAAUUGUUAAGUUUGCAGACGCACGUGUACAUAGGUAUAAUGUAUUGUUAAUAAAGCAGAAAUAAUACGAAA